Molecule: messenger RNA, 1175 nt
Organism: Acanthaster planci (crown-of-thorns starfish)
Lineage: Eukaryota; Metazoa; Echinodermata; Asteroidea; Valvatida; Acanthasteridae
Source: RefSeq, a predicted model, not a curated record
GCAGACUCGGUUUUACCGUACUGUGGCCUUAUCCGUGCUGACUCGAACCGUCGUUGUCGAAUUCAGCGAGACAUCCUGCGCUGAAAUAUCCUCAUUUGUUCAAAGUUUCCGAAGUAAAUGCAGAAUAUUUCAUGCCGUGAUGGGAUUAGGACAAUCGAAGAAAUCGAGCCGCGAGAGCCAAUCUGAUUUCAAACCGACUAGGGCCUCCAGGCAGAAUUCUGAGCACUCGAUCAAAUCGGAGCGUUUCGUCCCGCCUCCAACUUCCCCGACCCCGGCAAUCUGCACCGUCGGCCCGGUCAAUGAAAUCCCAAAUGCCGCUGAAGCACAGCCCCGUCUCAACGAGAAACCGGCCACUAUAUUCUCGACGGGACUCAAUAACAAGAUUUCAUACGCGAAUGCGAUCGAGCUAGAGAAGAGACUGAACAAACUUCAGCAUGAUGGCUCCUUGUCCGGCACAAGUGAGAAGAACGCGCACUGUCUUCGACAGGGGCAGCAAUUGCAUCAGGAGCGGUCACUGGAGCCUCUGCAACAACAGCAACAGGAAGAACAGCAGGGAUCGCAGUUGCAACAGCUUCACCAAGGACAGCACUUGCAGCAGCCCCAACAACAUCAAUCUCAAAAGAGCCCACAACAGUCUACGCAACAGCAGCAGUUGAAGCAGCUUCAUCAGCAGUCCGUAAAGAGUCAGGCUCAAACAAAGCAUCAGCCUGCACAACAGGAAGCCCAUCAGUUUCCAAAGCAGCUGCAACAAACAACUCUACCGCAGAAAGACCAGCAGCACUCUCAACAGCUUGUACCUCAGCAGUGCAAGAAGACGCUUAUCAGGCAACAGCAACACCAGCCCACGCUACAGAAACAGCAAGAGAAGGUUCAACAACUGCAACAAAUAACACCUGCUUGUGAACUGCCACAAAUUAAUACUACUCCGCAGCAUCACACGCAACCGGCGCAAGAAAUUGAGCGACAAAAGCAGCAUCGGCGACUUGCGCAGCAGGACCAGGAAGUGCAGAGGCCAUCACAGCAGCAGCCUAAGCUACGAUCGAAGCAGCAAAAAGAGGCAGCGCGUCAACCUGCACCACAACUCGAGCAGCCCGAGGAGCAGCUGCAAGUAAAACAACAAGCAAGCGCAGCAACACGAGAGGCAGGGUGAAGCGCAGCACCAGCAUUCACAGGAA